AUGAGUAGGCCUAUAGAUCCACUAGACCCUGAUAUAGACUAUCAAAGAGAAGCCCCUAGGGCCAGACCUCCUCCUAGACAGCGCCCAACAUCUGAUAUCCAGCAGCCUUUUCACCAACAUCCCGACCUACAGCUAUUCCAACAUCCUUCAGAACAGCAAACAUCCAAUGCCAACAUUGCAUCAACAUCGCCUACUCAACCAGACCAACCCACUCAACCACAAAACGGCCUAGCCCAGAACGUACAUCCAUCUGCAAUGAAACGCAUCCCAUACUGUAACUGGGCUAUCAUCCUUACUUCCGCAAACCAAGAAUAUUACUUGAAUCUCAAUUCUCAGGAAGCUGUUUGGGAUAUCCCAGAGGAGAUUGCUGAUAUUAUUGAGAACUUGAUGGUGGCUGCUCAGGGUGGAAUGGAUGAUGAUGAUGAUGAUGGUGGGAUGGGAGAUGUCGAGAUGGCGGAUCAGAUGGACGAGACUAGUAGGAAACGAGAGAGGGAGGAAGAGGAAGACGCUGCGUCUGUAGCCAAGAAGCCGAGAGAGCUGACGCGAGAGGAGAAGGAAUUACUCAAAGAGAAGGAGGUCAAUCCAUUUUCAAUGUGGGAUACGGAACUUCCAAAAAUCAUUAAUGACAUUCGAUAUACAUAUAUCGCAACGCUAAAGGAGCGUAGAGAGAUCUUUGAUCUAUAUUGCAAAUCUCGAUCUGAAGAGAUUGCUGCUCAACGGAAAUCACAAAUUAGGGACAAGAAGGACGCAUUCAUCAAAUUAUUAGAAGAUGAAACCACUAUCAAGACUAACUGGGACGAUUUUCAACGUAAAUUCAAACGUGACUCGAGAUUCAUGGCUAUGGAGCCUAAAGAACGUGAAGCCAUUUUUAAAGAUCAUAUGAGGAACUUCAAGGAACGUGAAUUAGAACGGAAACGAGCACAAACCAAAGCAAACCGAGACGCCCUCCUCGAACUCCUCAAAUCAACACGCGGUAUUGAUCCUGACUCGUCAUGGAGACGCGUACAGAGAGAUAUCGAACAUGAUGCCCGAUACAAGGCAAUCUCGUCUGCUACAGAACGUGAAGAUGUGUUUAGACAGUAUGUCAGCACAUUGAAAUCUGAAAGGGAUGCUAAAAUCAAAGAUCAGGAGAAGGCGGAUCGAGUCAAGGCUGCUGUCAAGGAACGAGAAGAGGCUGUUGGACGAGAACGGGAAAUGAGGAGUAGAGAGAUUGAGAGGGCGCGUGGUGGGUUGAGACUUGAAGAGUCAGUUAAUGUGUUUAGGACUCUGCUGGUUGAUGCUGUUCGAUCUCAUAAUGUUCGCUACCAAACCAUGCUGGAAACACUUAAAAAGGAUGCACGAUGGUCUCAAGCUCAACUGAGCGACCACGACCGUCAAACCCUCUUUGACGAACACGUCGAUGAAUUAUACGCUAAACGUCUCGCAGGCUUCCAUACUUUAUUGGAUGGCAUAUGUGACCUCAAAUCAACCUUCGCCGACAUCUACCCGCAAAUUGAAGACGAUCCAAGAGUUGGUCGUUUGGAAGUCGAUGAGGCUGAAAUGGAGAGAUUGUUUAGUCAGUAUAUUGUUGAAAGGAGGAGACGUGCUGAAGAUGAUUUGAGAGAGGCGUUGAGGGAGAAUAACUUUAUCAAGUUUCAUGUCAAAACAGCAGUAUCGAAUAGUGAAAUCAAGGCUGUUGAAAACAAGCAGCAGUCUACUGAAGCUGAUGCUUGGGCUCUUGUCUCGUUGGAAGAAAUCAAGCAAGUUCUCAAGGAGGACAAGCGAUUCCUAUUCAUGUCAUCAGCAGCAACUACCCGUGAUGACAUUGUCAAGAACUACUUGCAGCACUUGAUUCGAGAGAGUAUGGCUGAAAAGGGCGGUACUCGAGACUUGACAAUUAGUAAAUUCGGUGGUGGAAUGCCACAACACGAUGGACACAAGAGCGAGUCUCAGCGAUGGAGAAGUGCUGAGGGUAGUCGGCGACCGAAUGUGUCUGGGUCUGAGAGGAAGAAGGGGAUCAUGGAUUGA
Synchytrium microbalum is the source of this 2007-nucleotide messenger RNA. RefSeq lists its product as uncharacterized. Bases 1 to 2007 code for a protein of 668 amino acids. Gene Ontology annotation, cellular component: nucleus. Gene Ontology annotation, molecular function: transcription coregulator activity; RNA polymerase binding. The transcript is spliced from 9 exons. NCBI's taxonomy places the organism in Eukaryota, Fungi, Chytridiomycota, Chytridiomycetes, Synchytriales, Synchytriaceae. The record is from RefSeq and is a predicted model, not a curated record.